Messenger RNA from Amaranthus tricolor (Joseph's coat), 864 nucleotides. RefSeq names its product receptor-like protein 7. The coding region runs from base 1 to 864 and encodes 287 amino acids. Lineage: Eukaryota; Viridiplantae; Streptophyta; Magnoliopsida; Caryophyllales; Amaranthaceae. The transcript has 2 exons. Gene Ontology annotation, molecular function: protein binding. The record is from RefSeq and is a predicted model, not a curated record.
AUGGUGUCAAAUGCCAUGAGAAAACAGAUAAUUAUUUCAAUAUUCUCUCGAAUUCUUUCUACCAUUUCUCGUCUUCAUAACCUAACAUUUCUCAAUCUCUCUGGAUCAGUUUUUGUAGGUGAAAUCCCAUCAGAAAUUACACAAUUGUCUAAACUUUCUAUUCUUGAUCUUUCCUUUCGUGGUGCUAAUGAUAUGAUCCUUGAACUUCAUGAUUUAAGUCUAGCAAAGUUGGUUCAAAACUUAACUUAUAUAACCCAUCUCCAUCUUGAUUAUGUUGAUAUAUCUUCUCAUGUUCCCCUAAUCUUGAGCAAUAUUACUUCCCUUGAAUCCAUCACCUUAGAUGGUUGUAAUCUACUUGGUGAUUUCCCUACAAGUCUAUUUCAAUUAUCAAAACUUGAAGUAGUUUCAUCCUGCUGUAAUCCCUAUCUCGGAGGAUUUUUUCCUGAAUUUCAUUCUAGUAGUCCUAUUCGUAUCUUAUCUUUCGAGAAAACACAAUUUGCAGGACCCCUUCCACCUUCGAUUGGAAACCUUGGUUCCUUGGAAGCCUUAGAUCUUUGGGCUUGUCAGUUUCAUGGAGAGCUUCCAUCUUCAUUAGGAAACUUGAGUAGGCUUACUAUUCUACAUCUUGGUCACAAUCAGUUCAGUGGUGAUCUCCCCUCUUCAAUCACAAAUCUAACAGGACUAACAGCCUUAACUCUAUCUCAUCUCAUGUCUGUCAAUCCUAGAACAUUAAGCAGUUGGAUGUUUAAGAUAAAGUCGCUCGAGAAAGUAGGCCUUAGCAACAUGAAUCUAGGCAAUGAGAUCCUACCUGCACUGGCAAAUCACACAGAUCUAGAUAUUUGGAUCUUAGUUAUAAUUAGAUAG